This is a messenger RNA of Halichondria panicea, 3536 nucleotides long. RefSeq names its product kinesin-like protein KIF11-B. The record is from RefSeq and is a predicted model, not a curated record. The coding region runs from base 113 to 3412 and encodes 1099 amino acids. Gene Ontology annotation, biological process: spindle elongation; microtubule-based movement; mitotic spindle assembly. The transcript has 21 exons. Gene Ontology annotation, cellular component: mitotic spindle; spindle microtubule; nucleus. NCBI's taxonomy places the organism in Eukaryota, Metazoa, Porifera, Demospongiae, Suberitida, Halichondriidae. Gene Ontology annotation, molecular function: microtubule binding; plus-end-directed microtubule motor activity; ATP binding.
UAAAAUUCAAAUUCUCAAAAAAUUUAAUCAACUCUCUUUAGCUUUGUGCUGUACUGAUCUGCUUUUGAUCUUAUACUCCUAUCACUGUAAAGAACCUACCACAAGAGAAGACAUGGAUAUUAGUCGAGGAGUGAGACAAUCCAAGAGAGGGCAAAAUGCUCAAGAGAAGAACAUUCAAGUUGUUGUUCGAUGUCGGCCUCGUAAUUCUGUCGAGAAAAAGGCAAGCUCGAGCAGUAUUGUAACGUGCAGCUCCAAGGCGGGGGAGAUCAUUGUCAAGGGGGAGAAGGCGGUCUCUAAGACGUUCACAUUUGACAAAGUUUUUGACCAAUCCUCCACUCAGAUGGACGUGUACAGGGAGGUGGUCAAUCCCAUCAUCUCAGAGGUGCUCCAGGGGUACAACUGCACAGUGUUUGCAUAUGGACAGACAGGGACUGGUAAGACGUUCACAAUGGAGGGAGAGAGAAGCAAUAGUGGGUCCUUGUCAUGGGAGCAGGACCCCCUGGCAGGUAUCAUCCCACGCUCCCUCCACCAUCUCUUUGAGGAGCUGGAGAAACAGAAGGUGCAGGAGUUCUCUGUGAGGGUCUCAUUCCUGGAGCUCUACAAUGAGGAACUAUUUGACCUUCUCUCCUCCGUCGAAGACAACUCAAAACUGAGAAUAUUUGAGGAUUCCUCCAGGAAGGGUUCAGUGGUGAUUCAUGGCCUUGAGGAGCUGGUUGUGCACAGCAAGGACGAGGUCUACUCCAUCCUUGAGCGUGGGACUGCACGGAGACAGACGGCUGCUACUCUACUCAAUGCUUGCUCAUCUCGUUCCCAUUCUGUGUUCUCUGUGACUGUGCACAUGAAGGAGAGCUCCAUUGAUGGGGAGGAAAUGCUCAAGACUGGGAAACUCAAUCUGGUCGACCUCGCUGGCAGUGAGAACAUUGGUCGGUCUGGGGCCGUGGACAAGAGAGCGAGGGAGGCUGGCAAUAUCAACCAGAGUCUCCUCACUCUCGGCAGGGUCAUCACCGCUCUGGUGGAGAGGACACCUCACGUGCCCUACAGAGAGAGCAAGUUGACACGGAUCCUCCAAGACUCCCUGGGUGGUCGAACCAAAACCUCUAUUAUAGCCACCAUCUCACCCGCCCAGUGCAACAUGGAGGAGACCCUCUCCACCCUGGACUACGCUCACAGAGCCAAGAACAUCACUAACAGACCUGAGGUCAAUCAAAAACUCUCAAAGAAGGCCCUCAUUAAGGAGUACACUGAGGAGAUAGAGCGCCUGAAGAGGGACUUAGUAGCUACUAGGGAGAAGAGUGGCAUCUUCCUCUCUCCAGAAAACUAUGUUGGUAUGGAGCAACUUAUAAAGAGCCAGAAAGAGGCAAUAACAGAGCUGGAGGGCAAGAUCCAAGCAAACUUGGAAGAAAUUAAAAAGGUGAAGGAGUUGUUUCAAGAGUCCCAAAGCUCUCUGGAGGAGACCAGCCAGCAGCUGUCAGCGACGAGUAGUCACCUAUCAACCACGAGGGAGCACCUGGCAUUGACAGCACAACAGCUUCACGUGACAAAACAGGACAGAGACGAGAUUGAGUUCCUGGUGUCUGAACAUGUCAAGUCUGAGCAAACUCUUCUCAACCAGGCAGAGACCUUGGUGUCCACUGUCCACGAGUCCCUAGGAGAUCUUAAAGGACUUCACUCCAAGCUGGAUAGGAAGACAUGUGCAGAAAAAAAUAAUAUGACUGCUGUCGGUCAGUUCAGGGGAAACAUCCACUCAAGAAUUGGAAGUCUCGGUCUUGAGCUGGACAAGUUUGUUGGAAGCAGGCAGGAGGCUUAUGGCUCCUUCUCCAAUGAUAUAGAUGAGUGGGUUUCAGCACAGUCCACUAGUCUCGGGUCCCUGGGGGUAUCAGUUGCUAGCCUUUCUUCGGCCAUUCAGGAGUUUGUAUCAUCACAACAAGAGAGCUCCAAAGACAACACCAGUGUCCUUAGUGCAAGUGCUUCCUAUGCCCUGUCUUUCAGCCGCGACCACCAGGUUGAGCAUUCGUCGCUGGCUUCCCAUGUACUCGGUAGUAUGGUCCUCCCUCUCCUGACCAAGUUGGAGCAGUUGGUAGCUCAGCACUGUGUAAUGGUGCAGACAUCUGCUGUGGGCAUCAAGGAACAGCUUUCUUCUCAGUGGAAGGCCACCUCACAAUAUGCUAGUACACAAAGAAGUGGUUUCAGCUCUCUCUCAUCGGCUAUUGAACAAGAGCAGGUCAGACAAGACACAGUGGUGAGGGAGCUACAGGAGUCAUUGAAACAAGCGUCUGAAAAGCAGGAGCAGCUGAAGAUGCAACUGCACCAGUCUGUAAUGGCUGACCUGUCCUCCAUUGUUCUCACUGCCCUCAACAAGCAACAGGGAGAGCUUAGCAACACUUUGGACAAUGUGUCCAGUAGUGCUACAGCCAGCUCUAACCUGAGAAAGGAGAAGCUCACAGAAUUUAACACUUGUGUUCAGACCCUCUCUUCACACACUGAGCAGUAUGAGGUUACCCAGAGCCAGACAGAAAGCCAGGCAAGAAAUAAUCUUGAACAACAGUUGGAAAAGAACAGAGGGGCCACUGAAGAGUGUUCUGGUGUAGUCUCACAGGUCCAGUCUGCCUUCAAGGAGGGAGUGGGGUGUCUGGAGAAGAUGACAAACCAAUUCAAUGUGGACAUGUGUGAAAGACUGGAGUCCCUUUCGUCUCUGGCUAGUAAACUGGCCGAGGAAGAACAAAACAGCCUGGAGGAACAUGGCAAGGCUACUAGUCAAUCUUGUGAAGAGCUUGCUUGUUCCAUGGCCACUCUGACAGCUGGUGUGAGGGACACUGGGGUAGAAUGGAGGAACCAGCUAGAUUCUCUCUCCUCUGGCCUCUCUGAGUUCUCAAUCUCUCAAGCUGGGGCCAUUGCUGAGACCAAAGGAAUGGUGGACACUUUCACAACAGAGGAUAUCAAGCCAGACCUGCCAACUGGUGCCACUCCACAGCGUCGAGAUUUCUCCUUCCCCCAGAACCUCACUUCUACACGACCCCACUCUGACCUUCUUGAUGAGUAUCGUACCAAUGUCCGGUCUACGUUCAUGGAUGACCUACCUGAGCUACCAGAAGCUGACAAAUCAGAACUUAUGGAGUCUAUCAUUGGUCCUACCACACUGGACUUUGACUCUGCUGACUCGGAUGUUUCAACCCUCACCACAGUGGCUCUGUCGGAUGAGAGUCUUGUUCAGCGUGACUCUGAGUUGAGUAUGGACAGCACAAUGGAGGAAAGCACUAGUUCCUCGAAGGUCAGUGAUCAGGAGAACACUGCUCCCAAGCAUACACCCCAUAACUCUCGACUUCCAACUAAGAAAAAGACUGGAGUAGUGAGCAACAACGGAAAGAAAAGGGGAGAGGUCAAGAGGCCAUUGACUGUCAUCAACAAGUCUUAACUUGUAGCUAAUUGUGAACAUUACAUACUCAUAAUUAUACUCAUAAUUAUUAUGGUUUGUAUCCUUUCGUUUUUGCUUUGUUUUUGAACAUAAAUGACUUAACUAUACAUUAAUUACAUACUAA